AUGACCAAGCAAAUCGAGCACCUAGUGACAUUGCAAUCCAAUGAGCUCCGAAACAGAUCCUUUUCAGAAAUUGAAACCACUGCGAGGUUGCUACUUCCAUUGAAUUCAUCAGCAUCAAAUUUAGCAAGAGCUCUAAGUUCAUCUCUUAAUCGAACUGAACUAUCUUUCCAAGCCAUUCAAACUAAGAUUGCACCAACUUUGUUACUAGCACUUUUAACAAUCCCAAAUUUAUCACAAGUUUCGUAUAUCGGAUUAGAUGGACUAAUGUUCUCAUUCUACAAUGAUGUGGAUCAAACACUUGCGGUGUUUUCCAACGCUUCAUUUUCAUCAACAUGGUUCACUCAGCCAGUUAACCCUGACACUGGGACGCUAUACGGAGAAGCAAAUAGUUCAAAGUCUUUGCUGAAAUCGAAUUCAAGGUUGUUUCAAAGAGCCUUGAAUAGAAAAACCGCGUAUUCUUCACUAGAAACUGGGUGGAACAAAGCUCAAGAUCUUCUAUUCCUUAACAGUGUAGCCAUAGAUGGGAUAGGGGUUAUCUCAAUUGGAUUUCCAGCAAAAGUUGUUUCUGAUCAUUUUGCAGGUAUAGACUUUCAUGGUGGGACCUUAUACUUGGCUACGAGUGAUGGGCAAGUUCUUGUCGAAACCAAGAUCCCAGACACUAAAAUAGUAGUGAACAAUGGCACGGUUUCUUUGCAUUUGUUGAAACAGAAUGGUGUCAUUGAAGAUCAUAACCAUUUGUGCAAUUCUAGUGCCGGUGAAACCAACCGUUUUGAUUCAGAAAUCGGAGGAAUGAAUCACAUAUUCUAUUGCUCAACCCUUGAAAUUGCAGGAGUUCAAUCGGUAUAUUUACUAGCAUUCCCAACCAAAGGAUUGGAAAGUCUGGGCCAAGAAAACAGCAAGCUAGCACUCACACUUCUUGUGCUUAUGUUUGUUAUAGUAGUUACCUCUCUUUGCAUUUUCAUAACCUUAAUCUUAAGAGCUGCAAGAAGAGAGAUGUUUUUAUGUGCCACGCUCAUAAAACAAAUGGAAGCGACACAACAAGCAGAGCGAAAGAGCAUGAACAAGAGCCUUGCGUUUGAUCGUGCAAGUCACGACGUGCGUGGCUCUUUGGGAGCCAUAACUCAGUCGAUAGAUAUCUGUCGUGAACAAACCACUCCUAAUUCUGUGACAGAUACUAAAUUGCAGCAGAUGCAGACUUGUGCCGAAGACCUUCUAGGUGUAUUGAAUUCUGUUCUCGAUACAAGUAAAAUUGAAGCUGGUAAAAUUCAACUCCAAGAAGUAGAAUUCAACAUGGCCCAGUUUCUUGAGGAUGUCGUCGACUUGUACUAUCCCAUUGGCAUGAAAAAAGGCGUUGACGUCAUGCUUGAUCCUUGCGAUGGCUCCAUCUUCAAACUAAAUCUUGUUAGAGGAGACACGAUAAGACUGAAACAAAUCUUGUACAAUUUGAUCAGCAAUGCUGUCAAGUUCACAUCAAAAGGUCAUGUCUCGGUUCGUGCAAUGGUCAAGAAACCGAGUAGAGAAAAUGUCAUAAUUGCUUCUAACCAGAGUGGUGUUUUGAACUGUUUGUCGAGGUUGUUUCUUAGGAGUAAUGGAAGUUUUGGUGACUUGGAUCGGGUUCAAAUGGUUAGGGACAAUCCUAACCAUGUGGAGUUUGUGUUAGAGGUGGACGACACAGGGAAGGGGAUUCCGAAAGAGCAUCAAAAAUCUGUUUUUGAAAACUUUGUGCAAGUUAAAGAACAGAAAGAGUCUGGUUUGGGACUUGGUGAUAGGGCAGCUCUUGGACAGGAAGGUUGUGGUUUGGGACUUGGUAUUGUUCAAUCUCUGGUGCGACUAAUGGGGGGAGAGAUCAAAAUUGUUGACAAAGACCCCGGUGAAAGAGGCACUUGCUUCAGCUUCAACAUUUUUCUCACUACAAGUCAUUCUCUAUCCACUGACAAUGAAAAACCAGAAGACAAUCUUACCCUAAACAGUGAAAUUUCUCUAACUGAUUCUCACCAGCACUUUGGGCUCCAUCGUCGGUCCCCUUCCCCGAGAUCAGAGGGGUCCCACAUCGUGCUCCUAAUCGCAGGAGAAGAACGGAGGAAAGUCUCAAAGAAAGUGAUUGAGAAUUUAGGCCUAAAAGUAUCGGUUGCCAAGCAAGCAAAGGACCUUUUCCAUAUCCUUAAAAAGGUAAAACACAGAUUGGACCUUUCUCAGUACAGUUCUUCAGAGAAAAGUGAGCUAUGUAUGAAUGAAUACUUGUCCAAAUCAGAAUCCGGACACUCCAAUUCUAGAGGAUCCAAUUCUAAAAGCUCAACAAGUUUCAUACUAAUUGUGAUUGAUUCAAGUGCGGGAAAUUUCUAUGAACUAUGUUCAAUUGUGGGAAAUUUCAAGAAAGACAUCCCAAAUCCCCGGUGUAAGGUUGUUUGGUUAGAAAACCCGGUAAUGCUUUCUAGAGGCCACGAAGAGCAUGGGUCAGCUCCUCCGUGGGAUCACAUUCUGUCGAAACCAUUUCAUGGAUCACGUUUGUAUCGAGUUUUAGGACUAUUGCCUGAAUUUGGAGGUAUGUUUCAAUGCAAUUCACACAGAUUCAGAAUUGAAACAGAUCCAAAAGUGGAAAAUACUAGGAAUGAGAUUGGAGAGCACUCUCUGAAACAGAUUGUGAUAGAGAAAGAUGGUGAGAAAAGAAGUGAGAGGCCUUUGAAUGGGAAGAAAGUUUUGGUGGUUGAUAAUUUGAAGCUAUUGAGAAUGGUGGUUGCUGCUGAAAUUCGAAAACUCGGAGCGAAUGUUGAUGUUUGUGAGAAUGGGAAAGAGGCUUUUGAUAGAGUUUGCAAAGUUCUUGGUGAUCAAAGGAGGGAAGAAGGAGAUUCUCAGGCUCUUCCCUACGAUUACAUUUUCAUGGAUUGCGAGAUGCCAAUAAUGAAUGGAUAUGAAGCAACAAAGCUUAUUAGGAAGGAAGAGAAACACUAUGGAAUCCACAUUCCAAUCAUAGCAUUGACAGCCCAUUCAAUGGAUGAAGAAGCAAGCAACACAAUCAUCCAUGCUGGGAUGGACUUCCAUUUAACAAAGCCAUUACAAGUAGACAAGUUGUUGGAUGUCAUUCAAUCUAUUGACAAAUAUGUACAAGAUUGAGAAAUUUCUCAAAACUUUGUUGUUUCAUGGAGAAACUACUUGGUACAAUUCAAUUUUGAACAUUUCACAUUGUUGUCACUCUGAAAUUAUUUUCAUAUCAUCGCAUCUUUUUGUCCUUGAUUUGAUUUUGUAUUUCAUAUUUCUCUAUAAACUUGAAUCUCAAACCUCUUUGUGAAAAUCUA
This is a messenger RNA of Camellia sinensis, 3293 nucleotides long. RefSeq names its product histidine kinase CKI1. Gene Ontology annotation, biological process: phosphorylation; phosphorelay signal transduction system. Lineage: Eukaryota; Viridiplantae; Streptophyta; Magnoliopsida; Ericales; Theaceae. The record is from RefSeq and is a predicted model, not a curated record. Gene Ontology annotation, molecular function: phosphorelay sensor kinase activity.